Molecule: messenger RNA, 2628 nt
Organism: Branchiostoma floridae (Florida lancelet)
Lineage: Eukaryota; Metazoa; Chordata; Leptocardii; Amphioxiformes; Branchiostomatidae
Product: patched domain-containing protein 3-like
Exons: 2
Coding region: 10-2628 (872 amino acids)
Cellular component (GO): membrane
Source: RefSeq, a predicted model, not a curated record
UUUGGUAAAAUGAAAACGGCGCAGUAUCAUAUAGACAGGCUGUUCAGUCUCCAUGGACGACUGGUGGCAAGUAAGCCUAUCCCUUACCUGAUAGGAUCGUUUUUAGUUGCCGGCAUUUUGGGGGUCGGAUUCGUGUUUAUCCAAGCCGAAUGGGACAUUGUGUACUUGUUCAGCCCUGUAAAUGGACGAGCGAGCCAAGAUCAAGCAGCCGUCAGUCGCUGUUUUCCUGCCAACUAUUCUGAUUUUGUACCGAAUAGACAUACCAACGUAGGUAACUUCGGCAAGGUAAUCAUCGUAACAGAUGACACCGGUAACCUGCUGAACUGUGCACUUGCAAGACAGGUACAAACCAUCCACCAAGCGAUAGUGGCUAUGCCUGUUACUGUUGGUGAACAGACUCUAACCUACAAGGAUCUAUGUGCGAGGAGAAACCAAACAUGCGUUUAUUCUCCUCUAGUGGACCUGGUGAGGCGGCAAUGCCACGGGGAUGUCGGGACGAUGAACAUUACAUUCCCUAUAACGAACUGCUGCGAGAACGUUUCCAUGUUCCUCGGCCAUCAGAUCGGCGGGGUUGACUAUCUCCCAGACGGACGAACACUCAAACGAGCGAGAUCUUUUCAGCUGUCUUACCAUCUCCAGCCAGAUGACGGAGGCGCAGCUGAAGCAUGGGAGCAAACGUUCACCCGUAAAAUGUUAGAACUUUCCAAUGAAAACAUCACAGCGGUCCCUUUGACAUCCAGAACACUUGAAACGGACAUUAUUAACACGAGUGCUGCCGUUGUGCGCCGGUUUGCAUUGAUGUUCUUACUUGUCAGUAUCGUGUGUUCUGUAUCAUUAAGCGCAGACUGGGUCCGGGCAAAAGUGUUGGUGGGAAUGGGAAGUCUGCUGGCCCUGGCCCUGGCUUUCCUGUCGACUUUCGGACUUCUGCUGUGGUUAGGGUUCAAGUUCAUCCCUCCCAUCGGCCUGAUCUCCUUCCCCAUGCUAGGACUUGAAACGGCAAACAGACUCCACCUGGCCACAUCGUGGUGGCGGACAGACGAGACCGCGGCGAUACCAGAGCGCCUGGGGCGGACCCUCCGCGAGACCGGGGUGCCCAUGACCUGUACCGCGGUCAUACUAGCCGUCACCUACGGAGUCAGCAGUGUUACAGACUUUCCAGGGUUUAGAACCUUCUUCAUUUUCUCAGCUCUUGUGUCUGUCUUCCUUCUCCUAUACCAGUGUGUGUUUCUUGUAGCACUGUUUGGUUUGGACGGGCGAAGAGAAAAGUUAAACAGGCAUGCCUAUGCGAUGUGUAAGAAAGUGCUACCCAGGUCCGAAGCUAGUGAUCAACCCUUGGUUUAUAAGAUCUUCUGUGCCGGGGGACCUUCUAUAGAUGAUACAGAGCCAUGGCAAGCGAGUGAAAGAAGCCUGUCUAGUCUUUUUCACAAGUACAUUAGCAGUUUCCUAGUCAUGCCCAUAUGCAAGAUUUUUCUUGGCAUUUUGUGUCUGAUAUAUAUCGGUUUAGCUGUCUGGGGUUGUUAUAAUUUACAGACAGAUUUUAUCUUAGGUAGCGUUGUCGCGGACGACUCAGUUUCGGCUUCCUUCUACAGAUCUGAAGAACGGUUCUUCAGUACGUUCGGCCCACCCGUGUCUGUUGUGGUUGUCAGUGGAAAUGAAUAUUGGCACCAGGACUCCUUGAACGGCAUACUCGACCUUAAGACAGAUCUGGAACGCAGCGGCUAUGUGUAUAAUGUCAAUGAGACCGAGGAGGGGCGGUUUUGGUUGUCAGAGUUUCUCAGCUUCGUCCGUUCAGUUGGCGUCUCAGUUGAAAGUCAAAACAACUUUGUGGGCUUCCUGAAUUCGACAUUUUUGGCUAAUAAAUCACACAGCUCAUAUGUCUCGGACGUCCUUAUUCACAACGACAUGAUAUCGUGUUCACGUUUCGUCCUCCAGACCAAAGACACGUACAAGUUCCGGGAUAGCGUCACUGCCGUUCACGUGUUUCAGCAGAUCAUACAGGAAUAUGACAUGAACGCCUUAGUCUUCCAUCCGUCAUUUUUCUUCAAUGACAUGCUGACACAGAUAUAUCGGGAAGCCAUCAGGUUCUCCGCUACACUGGCAGCGAGUUUGUUCGGAAUUGUUUUCCUGCUUACUUUUCAUCCUGUAGUGUCACUGCUGGCUGUGAUAUCCUGUGCGUCGAUAUGUGUCGGUAUCGUCGGUUUUUCUGUGCUCUGGGGAGUUACGCUUGACAGCAAUAGCUUCAUGUCAUUCUCCCUGGCGGCUUCAUUCUCGGUUGAGCACUGCCUGCGACUCCUGCUUAUGUUCGUCAGUGUUCCUAACGCCGGUGCAAAGCAGACAGUGGUGUCCAUGACAGGACCUGUAGCACUGCAACACUUCGUAGCGACGUUCUGUGCCGUUUCCAUUCUCUCUACUUAUAACACAAUGCUGUUUCGAAAUUAUUUCAAAAUUCUGUUUUUCACGAUUCUGUUCAGUUUCAUGCAUGCUUUUCUUUUCCUUCCAGUAUGUCUGUCUUUGCUUUGCGAUAAACUACAUCCAUGUGAUCCGAAAGAUAAAACUAAUGACGCGGAUGAAAGUGAUAAAACGCACGACACAGUACUGGCCAAUCCGUACGUUACACAACACUUCUGA